Stegastes partitus (bicolor damselfish) is the source of this 334-nucleotide messenger RNA. It is a transcript of the gene pcbd1, whose product is annotated as pterin-4 alpha-carbinolamine dehydratase/dimerization cofactor of hepatocyte nuclear factor 1 alpha. The record is from RefSeq and is a predicted model, not a curated record. Gene Ontology annotation, biological process: tetrahydrobiopterin biosynthetic process. The transcript has 3 exons. NCBI's taxonomy places the organism in Eukaryota, Metazoa, Chordata, Actinopteri, Pomacentridae. Bases 95 to 334 code for a protein of 79 amino acids. Gene Ontology annotation, molecular function: 4-alpha-hydroxytetrahydrobiopterin dehydratase activity.
AGUUGCUCUCACUGGCUGCCACAGUAGAUUUGCCUCUGUGCAGCAGGGAACUGGAGCUGAACCUCCCCCUUGUGCAUGAAAACAUUCUGCAAACAUGGCUGGUAAGAUCCAGGGUCUGACUGAAGAGGAGAGGGCCCAUCUACUCCCUCUGCUGCGCAGCGCUCAGUGGGUGGAGGUUGUGGGACGGGACGCCAUUUACAAAGAGUUCAUUUUUAAAGACUUCAAUCAGGCAUUUGGUUUCAUGUCCAGAGUGGCUUUACAAGCAGAGAAGAUGGAUCAUCAUCCUGAGUGGUUCAAUGUCUAUAAUAAGGUAGAGCAGACAUACAAGUUAUAA